AUGACCAUAUGCACGGCGUUUGCUUCGUCGCGGAUCAAGAAUAUCAACAGAAUUCUACGUAAUGCGGCUAUAAAAUGCCGAGUAUCGUUGGAGGGCGCUCAAGAGGGGCAAAACCACGGUGUCAUGAACUGGCUUCGAAGGUUCGAGGAUCUGGACUUCUCCGAGUUGUUCAUAUGUAGGGUGGCAUAUGAUGCGCGUAAUGACGAAGAAUUGCGUCAGAUCGAGCAACUCGGCCAGGAAUCCGAAAACGGCGCCAGUGUGACGCAGACUACGCUCGGAUUCCGCGCAGUUAAGCAUAUGAUAGGCCGGUUGGCAGCUUACGUCCGCGCUGUCUCCCAGAUCCUUGACGAUGGAAGCCGUUUGCGAAGACUUCUCACGGACCAUCGAAUCGUAUGCAGUGUUCAGCGCCCUGCCAGCGCGGCGAUUCCCGAGGCUGAUGCACAUACGACCUUGGGCGGUGUACUCAAGCGGUUGCUCCCCGAUCGAGACAGUAGAUACGAGCCGUAUCUUCGUAUCCUCACGAACCUGGACAGUCAAGUUCAUAUUUCAUCUAGUCUACACGAGGAGUUCGAGCCAGGCACGAUAGAGCCUAGCGUUCAUGCCGAGGUUCAGCUACUGCAUCACUUUUACAGCGCAGGACGCCGUUACGCUGCUAAAGACAGAUACAUUACGUGUAGUAAACCUGCGUUUAUCUGCUGUGAGCUGUACUUCCGUCAUCACCCCGCCAGAGUCAGCCUGCUCGACUCCCACCGAAAAGCCUACCUGAACUGGGGAGUCUUGAGUCUUGUAGGCGGGGCGCAAAAUCCCAAAUGGUUCGACCACCGUAAGAUUCUCAAUGAUGUGGUGGGAGAUUUAAAGUCCAUGGUCAUUGACCAGAUUUUGGAGCUGCGGAUUUUGAGCCACGACCAUCAAGACACGUUGACCCAGAUAACGGCUUCCCAGGGUGGAGUAGAUAGCGGUUCGGAUUCAGAAGCAGACAAAUUUGCAAACAUUGGCGAGGCCGAAUUACCUGACAAUUGUGAGUGA
This is a messenger RNA of Colletotrichum spaethianum, 1026 nucleotides long. RefSeq lists its product as uncharacterized. The coding region runs from base 1 to 1026 and encodes 341 amino acids. The transcript is spliced from 2 exons. The record is from RefSeq and is a predicted model, not a curated record. NCBI's taxonomy places the organism in Eukaryota, Fungi, Ascomycota, Sordariomycetes, Glomerellales, Glomerellaceae.